CAAAGUUUGCAAUAAAACAAUUAUAGUUUUAAUUAAAAAUCAUAAGCUAAGUUUAGAAUAAUUUAAAAAAUUAUGGAUUCGUAUAUAAUGCAGCUACGAAAAGUCUGGCUUAGCCAGGAUGGUGAAACACUUGCAGAUUUAUUAUCAUUAAGGCAUAGUCAUACAUCUAUUCCUCAACUCAAAUCAGAAACUGCGAUGACCAAAGCAAUGGAACAUCUUUCAGCACCUUUUGAUGACCUUGUUAUUCUUCAUCUCAAGACCAUUUCGUCUGCUAGUAAAGACGAACCUCGAACUAUGUACAAUUAUCAAAGCUCAGUUGUGCAAAGCCUGACGAAAAUUCUCCAGCUUCAGAAAGAAGAAAACUGGAUGCUGCCAGUAAUGAACGUCGUCUGCUUAGAGCUCAGGCUGUUGGCUAUACAGGCCGAAAAUACAAAAAGUAAAAACACAAAACCUGGCGAAGUACUAGAAAAAUGUGCAGAAUGUUUGAUGGGUUGUUUCCGAGUAUGUGCAGCAGAUAAUCGAAGCUCUGAAGAAGACACUAAACGUUGGGGAAUGUUGGCGCUAGUUAAUCAGUUGCUUAAAGUUUACUUUCGAAUCAAUAAACUCCACUUAUGCAAACCUCUCAUACGAGCCAUCGAUUCGUCUGUUUAUAAAGAUCACUUUCCAUUGGCUCAAAGAGUAACGUAUAAAUUUUUCGUGGGAAGAAAUGCUAUGUUUGAUAGUAAUUACAGAUCUGCUGAUGAAUAUCUUACAUUUGCUUUCGAACGUUGCCACAAACAGUCAACAAAAAAUAAAAGAUUAAUUCUCACUUAUCUAGUGCCUGUGAAAAUGUUGCUGGGUUUCAUGCCAAAAAAGAGUCUUCUAGAAAAAUACAAUCUCAUGGAAUUUUGGGACCUUGUUGAGGCAGUCAAAAAAGGAGAUUUGAGAAAAUUGGAAGCAGUGAUGACUGAACAUGAAAGUUUUUUCAUCGGUUCUGGUAUUUAUCUGAUUGUCGAAAAAUUAAAACUGUUGGCAUACAGAAAUCUCUUUAAAAAAGUUUGGCUGGCUUUGAAUACUCAUCAAAUACCCGUAGAUAAUUUAUUGACGGCUUUAGAAAUUUAUGGAGUCGAAGAUGUCGACAUGGAUGAAACUGAAUGUCUCGUUGCUAAUUUAAUCCACGAAGGCAAAAUCAAAGGAUAUAUUUCACACCAGCAUAAAAAACUUGUUAUUUCUAAACAAAAUCCCUUUCCUCGACUUUCAUCAAUUAUUUAACAACCGGAAGUAUGUACGAUUAAGUUGCUGAUAUAUGUAUUCUAUUUAAUUAGUGAUUAUAAAAUUAAAUCAUUUUUAAUAAAUAACUUUAAUUCAAAAAAUAAAUUUUUUUUUUCAUAAUUUCACUACAUUGGUUAUGUAUAAAAUGAACUUAUGAUAAUUAAUUAUAUAUUUUGUACAUUAAGACAUAAAUAAACUUUUACGUGUACAGUAAAGUAUCUUUAUACACAGAAAUUGUUUUGCGUUUUAUUUUCAGAGACGUUUACUUGGCGCGAAAUACUACCGGGUCUCUUGAUAUGAAGUACGCAAGUAAAAUUAUGUAUUAAUUGUAGUUUAAUAAAUGUGUAUUACUAGUA
Microplitis demolitor is the source of this 1607-nucleotide messenger RNA. It is a transcript of the gene PCID2, whose product is annotated as PCI domain-containing protein 2. Gene Ontology annotation, molecular function: double-stranded DNA binding; RNA binding. The coding region runs from base 73 to 1251 and encodes 392 amino acids. The record is from RefSeq and is a predicted model, not a curated record. Gene Ontology annotation, cellular component: transcription export complex 2. The transcript has 4 exons. NCBI's taxonomy places the organism in Eukaryota, Metazoa, Arthropoda, Insecta, Hymenoptera, Braconidae. Gene Ontology annotation, biological process: poly(A)+ mRNA export from nucleus; post-transcriptional tethering of RNA polymerase II gene DNA at nuclear periphery; transcription elongation by RNA polymerase II.